AUGGUUGAACAUGAGAUUCUUCACGCUCUCGGCUUCUUCCACGAACAGUCCAGAUAUGACAGAGAUGAUUAUGUGACCAUUGUAUGGAACAACAUCCUUGAAGGUACAGAUCAUAAUUUUGGUAUGGUUGGCAGUGAUGUAAGUACCACCCAUAGAACACCAUAUGACUACUGGUCAGUGAUGCACUCCAGCAAAUAUGCUUUCACCAAUGGAAAUGGCCCUACCAUCAUCACCAAAGACCCCAAAUUCCAAAAUGUUAUUGGGCAAAGUCUGGAGAUGAGUUACUAUGAUGUUCUGGAGCUAAAUCGUCUCUACAAUUGCGAUUCAACUAUUGCCUUUAACAUGUACUGUGGCUUUUCAACUGGAACCAUGUGCAGAAUGGAUCGUUGUUCACAGGGUGACAUCCGCUGGGAACUGGUAACACAAGUUAUAACCGGUCCAUUUUCUGAUCACACAACUCAACCUGGUGAAAGCAAAGAUUACAGUGGAGAAGUAGGCUACUUCAUGCAUGUUAACACAGCCACAGGUCAGGAGGGAGAAACAGCACAACUGGAAACUCAGAGGAUGACUCCCAAAAGAGACUUUCAUAUCCAGUGUCUGCAGUUCUACUAUUACCACAGUGGAGAUGAGUCUGAUGUUCUCAACAUCUGGAUCAGAGAGUUUGAGAAUGAACAGGACUCAACAGGAACCCGACGCCUCAUGGGGCAGAUUACUGGAUCCCAAACAUCUCACUGGAGGCUUCAUCAUGUUUCCUUAAAGGCUUCUAAGAGCUUCCAGGUGGUGUUUGAAGCUCAGAAAGGAGCAGGACUCGCAUCAGGAGGCUUCUCAGUUGAUGACAUCAAUCUGUAUGAGACUGAAUGUCCACAUUUACCACUGCAGAUUGAUGACUUUGAGAGAGUGCUGAAGACUAGUUUCUAUGGAUCCCGCAGAUACAGUUCACGGCAGUACUCCAGUGAGGGUUAUGCUUACCGGUUUGCUGUUAUAUUUUACAAGAGAUAUGCUGGAGUGUUCAUGCAACUCUUGUCUGGUGAUUAUGAUGAUCAGUUAGAGUGGCCUUGUUUAGGGAGACAAAUGACUUUUCAAAUGCUGGAUCAGACUCCCAACAUUCAGCAGCAGAUGUCAAAGCAGAGGAGCUUCACCACAAGUGUAAAUGAUCCCUCUGCUUGGUGGAGCAACCCUCGUGAGACUGGAACUCAGCUGUUUGUAGAUGAGAAUAAUCAAGCAGUCUAUGGUGGACCACUUAUAGGUUUCCGAUAUUUUGUAUAUUUGGAAGAAACACAAGACAGAGAGUUUUUGAAAGGAGAAAGUGCUGUCUUUGCUCUUAACUUUCAAGAUCUCAAUCCACUAAUUAAUGGAAAUUCUCUUCAAUGUCCUCAAGUGAGACCAAUAAACUCUACAGUUCCUCCCACCAACGUUGAUGGACGCCCAUGUUUUUGCCGCAUCCUCUUUUGCCACUCUCCCGACAUGGUGCCUUCUGUCACUUUGAUCUUCUUCCUGGCGCUGAUGAUUCUGGCACCUUGAUGUGGAUGCUUGGAUUUUUUAUUUGAAUUUAAAAUAAGGUGAUAAAACUGUUGAAAUCAGAAAUGUAUUGGUUUUUGGUAAACUUGUGACAGUAAACGGUCUUUUUUAAUUUUUAUUUUUUUAGGAACAAGAAAAUUGACAUAUAAAAGAAAAAUGUUAUUGAUUUGAAGGAAGGAGGGUUUUUUUUUUUGGUCCAAAGGGCUGGACGCAAAUUCAAAUAAAAUCACUAAGCAAUAAAAUACAAUAAAAAAUAUAUCACAGUGGGGCAAAAAAGUAAUUAAUCGGCCACCAAUUGUGGAAGUUCUCCCUCUUAAUAACUACAGAUAAGAGAGGCAUGUCAUUUUCAUCAUAGGUAUUUUUCAACUGUGAGAGAAAAUGAAAAUAAAAAAAUCCAGAAAAUCACAUCGUCUGAUUUCUACAAGAAUUUAAUUGUAAGUUAUGGUGGAAAAUACGUAUUUGGUCGAUAACAAAAGUUCAGCGCAGUACUUCAUGAAAUACGCUAUGUUGCAAUGACAACAGCCUGUGAGUCUUCACAAGGUUUUAACAAACUGUUGUUGAUCUUUGGCCCAUUCCUCCAUGCAGAUCUCGUCUAGAGCAGAGAGGUUUUCAAGCUGUUGCUAUGCAACACGUACUUUCAACUCCCUCCAAAGAUUUUCCAAGGGGUUGAGAUCUGGAGACUGGCUAGGCCACUCCAGGACCUCGAAAUGCUUCUUACGAAGUCACUCCUUCAUUACCCAGCAGAGUGUUUAAGAUCGUUGUCAUGCUGAAAGACCCGGACAUGUUUCAUCUUCAGUGUCCUUACUGAUGAAAAGAGGUUUAAGGUCAAAAUCUGCCCAUACUCUCUGAAUCUGACCAUCCAUUCAUUCUUUCAGUUACAUCGAUCAGUCGUCCUGGUCACUUUAGUGAAAAACACCCCCAAUGCUUUACAGUAGGUAUGAUGUUCUUUAGCUGCAAUUAAGCAUUUUUUCUCCUCCAAGCAUGAGGAAUGCCUAUGAUGGAAAUUACAGGCCUCUUUCAUCUUUUUAAGUGGGAAACCUUACUAA
Oryzias melastigma (Indian medaka) is the source of this 2564-nucleotide messenger RNA. Its product is annotated as meprin A subunit beta. Gene Ontology annotation, cellular component: membrane. Gene Ontology annotation, molecular function: metalloendopeptidase activity; protein binding. The record is from RefSeq and is a predicted model, not a curated record. The transcript has 8 exons. The coding region runs from base 1 to 1521 and encodes 506 amino acids. Gene Ontology annotation, biological process: proteolysis. NCBI's taxonomy places the organism in Eukaryota, Metazoa, Chordata, Actinopteri, Beloniformes, Adrianichthyidae.